AUGGCGCUCGGCGAGGUGGCGGACGUCGGCGUGCGCCGGCGCGGGUGCUGCGGCGGCGACGUGUUCCCGGAGCCGUCCUUCGCGAGCUGGGGCGCGUACGGGCGCGCGCUGCUGGAGACCGGGCCGAGGCUCAAGGACCGGCUCACGGCGCGGUCCCACGCCGACGUGGAGGUGCACGACCUGCGCGGCCGCAGCGGCGCCGAGAUGCGCCGCGAGCUCAACUGGUGGGACUUGGCGUGGUUCGGCGUCGGCGCGGUGAUCGGGGCCGGCAUCUUCGUGCUCACGGGGCAGGAGGCCAAGGAGGCGGCCGGGCCGGCCGUGGUGCUCUCGUACGCCGUGUCUGGUGUCUCGGCCAUGCUGUCGGUGUUCUGUUACACCGAGUUCGCCAUCGAGAUCCCCGUCGCAGGUGGUUCGUUCGCGUACCUACGUGUGGAGCUGGGCGACUUCAUGGCGUUCGUCGCGGCCGGCAACAUCCUGCUCGAGUACUGCAUCGGCGGCGCCGCCGUGGCUCGGGCCUGGACGUCCUACUUCGCGACGCUCCUGAACCACCACCCGAACGACUUCCGCAUCCACGCCACCUCCCUCGCCGAGGACUACUCACGGCUCGACCCGAUCGCCGUCGUGGUCAUCACGCUCAUCUGCAUCUUCGCCGUGAUCAGCACCAAGGGCUCCUCCCGCUUCAACUACGUGCUCUCCAUCGUCCACUUCGCCGUCAUCAUCUUCAUCAUCGGCGCCGGCCUCUCCAAGGCGAAGCUCUCCAACCUCACCGACGACUUCGCGCCCUUCGGCGCUCACGGCAUCUUCGCCGCCUCCGCGGUGCUCUUCUUCGCCUACAUCGGCUUCGACGCCGUCAGCACCAUGGCCGAGGAGACCAAGAACCCCGCAAAGGACAUCCCCAUCGGGCUCGUCAGCGCCAUGGCGGUGACAACUGUGGUGUACUGCAUUCUCGCCGUCACGCUCUGCCUCAUGCAGCCGUACCAGGACAUCGACGCCGACGCGCCCUUCUCCGUGGCGUUCACGGCCGUCGGCAUGGACUGGGCCAAGUACAUCGUCGCCUUCGGCGCGCUCAAGGGGAUGACCACCGUGCUGCUCGUCAACUCCGUGGGCCAGGCCAGGUACCUCACCCACAUCGCGCGGGCGCACAUGGCGCCGCCGUGCCUCGCUGUGGUCUCGCCGCGCUGGGGCACGCCCGUGCGCGCCACCGUCGCCAUGCUCAGUGCCACGGCCUGCAUCGCCUUCUUCACCGAUCUCGGCAUCCUCUCCAACCUGCUAUCCAUCUCCACGCUCUUCAUCUUCAUGCUCGUCGCCGUCGCGCUGCUCGUCCGCCGCUACUACGUCACCGGCGAGACCACCAACUCCAACCGCACCAAACUAGUCUCUUGCCUCGUCGUGAUCCUCGUCUCGUCGAUCGCGACGGCUUCAUACUGGGGCCUUGCGGCGGGCGGCGGGUGGGUUGUCUAUGCGGUGACGGUGCUGGCGUGGUUCGCGGCGACGCUGUACCUGCAGCUAGCGGUGCCCAAGGCGAGGGUGCCGGAGAAGUGGGGCGUGCCGCUGGUGCCGUGGCUGCCUUCGGCGUCCAUCUUCAUCAACAUCUUCCUGCUCGGGUCCAUCGACGGCAAGUCGUUCAUGAGGUUCACGAUAUGGACGGCGGCGCUGCUCGCGUACUACUUCUUCGUCGGCCUCCACGCCUCUUAUGACACCGCCAAGGCGCUCGCUGCCGAGGCCGCCGUUGCAAAGGUGGAGGAAGGCGGUCGCAAGAACGUCACCGCCGAAGCCGGAAAUUAA
This is a messenger RNA of Lolium rigidum, 1785 nucleotides long. Its product is annotated as cationic amino acid transporter 1-like. The transcript has 2 exons. The coding region runs from base 1 to 1785 and encodes 594 amino acids. The record is from RefSeq and is a predicted model, not a curated record. Lineage: Eukaryota; Viridiplantae; Streptophyta; Magnoliopsida; Poales; Poaceae. Gene Ontology annotation, biological process: amino acid transport; transmembrane transport. Gene Ontology annotation, molecular function: L-glutamate transmembrane transporter activity; L-lysine transmembrane transporter activity. Gene Ontology annotation, cellular component: plasma membrane.